Molecule: messenger RNA, 253 nt
Organism: Erinaceus europaeus (western European hedgehog)
Lineage: Eukaryota; Metazoa; Chordata; Mammalia; Eulipotyphla; Erinaceidae
Product: unconventional myosin-XVI-like
Exons: 3
Biological process (GO): phosphatidylinositol 3-kinase/protein kinase B signal transduction; negative regulation of G1/S transition of mitotic cell cycle; neuron projection morphogenesis
Cellular component (GO): perinuclear region of cytoplasm; nucleoplasm; myosin complex
Molecular function (GO): protein phosphatase binding; ATP binding; actin filament binding
Source: RefSeq, a predicted model, not a curated record
AUGACGCGGGGACAGCUCUGCGGCCAGGCCCCCCGGGAAGACCUCUCCACGGAGGAGCUUGCUGUCAACAGGGAGAAGCUGGCGCUGUUGAAGGAGGCCUUGAAUGCCGUGGGCUUCAGCAGCCUGGAGGUGGACAGCCUGCUGGCCAUGGUGGCGGCCACACUGCACAUAGGAGACAUCGGUUUCCAGGCCCCGCGGGACCCCAGCCCCACCUCCUCGGCUUCCGUGUCUGACCUCCAGCUCUUGGAACGAG